Clupea harengus (Atlantic herring) is the source of this 2323-nucleotide messenger RNA. RefSeq names its product pleckstrin homology domain containing, family A (phosphoinositide binding specific) member 1a (gene plekha1a). NCBI's taxonomy places the organism in Eukaryota, Metazoa, Chordata, Actinopteri, Clupeiformes, Clupeidae. The record is from RefSeq and is a predicted model, not a curated record.
AGCAGCACGUAACUAACGUUGCUAACGUAACGCAGUUCAACAAUCUUUCGCUAGUGUGGCUGUGGCACCGCACAGACAGGCACGCUCACGCAGGCACCAAGGUGAAAACGGGAGAUGGGCUGAAAUCCUGCACACGCUGAUUUUUUUCCCCCAACUUCUUCAGUGGUAUAGAGCCAUCUUUUGCCGGGUAGCGCACUCGUGGCAUGAGCAGCCGGCGCCAUGCCUUACGUGGAUCGGCAGAAUCGCAUCUGUGGCUUCCUGGACAUCGAGGAGCAGGAGGGCAGCGGCAAGUUCCUGCGCCGCUACUUCAUCCUGGACACGGGCCAGCAGGGCAGCCUGGUCUGGUACAUGGAUAACCCACAGAAUCUGCCUGUAGGUGCAGCCUGUCAGGGUUCCCUGAAGCUCACCUACAUCUCAAAGGUCAGCGAUGCCACCAAGCUGAGGCCCAAAGCUGAGUACUGCUUCGUCAUUAACGCCGGCAUGAGGAAGUUCUUCCUGCAGGCGAAUGAUCAGCAGGACCUUGUGGAGUGGGUCAAUGCACUCAACAAUGCAACCAAAAUCACUGUGCCAAAGCCCUGUGAGGCCGCCCAGACAGGUGAGUUGCAGCGAGGCCAGUGUGAAGGCCAGGCCACUAGGAAGCAGGUCUCCUACAAGACCGAGAUCAUUGGAGGGGUCCCCAUCAUCACGCAGACACAGCAGGAGGGGACGGACGGCCAGAACGGAGGCGAGAGGGAGGUGCUGAAGCGCGCCCACAGCCAGCACCCCUACCGGCCAGCCCAGGAGCAGAGCGUGCUCAAGGCCGGCUACUGCGUCAAACAGGGCGCUGUGAUGAAGAACUGGAAGCGAAGAUAUUUCAUCCUGGAAGAGAACUCCAUGAGCUACUUCAAGUCUGAUCUAGAGAAGGAGCCCCUGCGAGUCAUCUCCCUGAAGGAGGUCCACAAGGUGCAGGAGUGCAAGCAGAGUGACAUAAUGAUGAGAGACAAUCUCUUUGAAGUCGUCACGUCCUCAAGAACCUUUUACGUCCAGGCUGAUAGUCCUGAGGAGAUGCACAGCUGGAUCAAAGCCAUCUCCGGGGCCAUCGUGGCCCAGAGAGGGCCCGGACGCACAGCCGCUUCUAUGCGUCAGGCCAGGCGGCAUUCGAACCCUUGUAUUCAGAGAUAUUGGGCCCGCGUCGCUGAAGGCAGCACGUAUGAGCACUCUGUCGGUUCCUCCUUUUUCUACCGCUCCCUCUCGUGCGGCCCCACCGCUCAGCCGCCCGGCGCUGCCGUUCCACCCUGCUGUGAGUGGCGAGGUGCCGCGCGCCCUGGCCUGGGACAGCGAGCACUUCAUGAGCCUGCUGCCGCUGCCCCGCUCGCAGGCCCGCCUCUCCCUGCAGGAGACGCGCCUCUCCAAGUGAGCUGCCAGCAGCAGGAGGAGGAGGAGAAGGAGGAGGAGGAGGAGGAGGAGGAGGAGUCGCCAUGGCGACGGCGCAGCAGCUACGAGCCGUGCGCUACCACGGAGCCCCCCCUGGACCUGGAUGACGCCGAGCUGCCAGUCAGCCUGGUCUGACCCGUUCCGUUCACCCCCUUCUACUAGUUGCUGGGUGAAAGUGAGAGUGUGAUAUGGUGGCAGAGAUGAAGGAGUGGGGGCGGGGGGGGGAUUGGAAAGAAGUAAUUGGAAUCUAAAGGCAUGAGUAGAAGAAGGGAGCAGGCUUGACCUGAAAGGUGUGAGGAGAUUGGGGAGGCUUGGGAAACCUUAGCAAUGGAGGGGUCAGCGCUCCCAGCAUCCUCCAGGCUGGCUUACACUGAUCAGCACAUCCUUUGGGGGCCUCUUUCAGACCCCGCUCUUUUUACUUUCUAGUUUUUUUUUUGCCAAUUGGACAGGCCCUCUCCCCGGGUGGCCAUGCUGCCAGUCUUGAGCUAUAGCAAUGGCACCAACCACUCCCAACGCGUGAUUGCUGUAGGCUAGCAGGGUCAGGGAAGAUUACAGGCUGCAGGAAAAGGCUGGUAAUGAACAGACUGGAAAAGGGGAAAAUAGUUUCAAGGUAAUGUGGACAGACAGCUGUCCACGGGGAACAUAAUCCUCUCUAGGAUACUUACUGAAGUUUUGGAAAGCAACGCGUGUGUGUGUGUGUGCGUGUGUGAAUGGACUGGCUAUCCCAAGGGUUACAUUUUUUCCCCCCUCUUUUUCUUAGCUUGAAAUGAUCUGAGGCCUUCAACACAGGAACUCCCUGAAAGAGAGCCUAUGCAGUUAUCUGCCAGUUUAUUCUACUGUAUAACACGGUUUGUUUUAGAGGUUUGUCUUCUAACCACAUAAUAAAUGCGCUAUUCUGAAACAGAUGAAA